CAUCUAUUUCUAUUUUGACAGACGACAAAGGCUUGUCUUCUUCUUCUUCGGGCAAAUUGUCAUUUGGCUUUGCAAUUUGUUUUGUUUCGCGCGCGUCUAAUUCUUACAAGCUCUUUUUAUUAAGCAUUUUAAAGUUUUACCAAUGGAAAUUGAUGAAAUUUUAAUUGAGGAAGUGCGCCAGCGCCCAGUAAUAUACGAUUUGGGCCUGGAAGAUUAUAAAAAUCUGCGAAAGAAGGACUUCGCCUGGAGGGAGGUCGCUUCAAAUGUUCAUUUAGACGAGGCAAUGUGCAAAAAGCGGUGGAAGGGGCUGCGAGACUGCUAUAAACGCUGCAAAAGAAUGGAGCUGUCCACAUCAGGAAGCGGUGCUGAAACUCCUCGGCGUAAGUGGAGGUAUUUGGAGGCGAUGUCUUUCCUGGACAAUGUUACAAGCACCAGAACAACAAUUGGAAGCAUACCCGAGGAGCUUGUAGUUAUUGACGAAGAAAGCUCCACAGCGGCAGAAACACCGCCGUCUAGUUCACGGGUACGAAAGGUAAGAUUAUUUUGAUUUUGAUUAGUUUCGUAGAAGUGGGUUUCCUACGUAGCUAGUGGCACUAGCGCCGGUCAUCUUAAACUUUUCCAGUUGUUAACAGUGUCCAGUGUCGUCAGUGUCCAGAAUUACAAAUAUAACUCGUAUCGACCCUAUCACCAGUGUCCAAAGUAACCAUUUUGUGGAUGUUGGUUGUUUCCUAAUUGAGAAUUUGUAAUAUACAUAUACAUAUGUAGGUACAUAUAUGUAUGUAAGUAAAAGGAAUUUCGUCUGAAUUGCUGCAUAUACUUUCCUCCGCUUGUUGUAUAGAGAACU
Rhagoletis zephyria (snowberry fruit fly) is the source of this 844-nucleotide messenger RNA. Its product is annotated as transcription factor Adf-1-like. Gene Ontology annotation, cellular component: transcription regulator complex; nucleus. NCBI's taxonomy places the organism in Eukaryota, Metazoa, Arthropoda, Insecta, Diptera, Tephritidae. The record is from RefSeq and is a predicted model, not a curated record. Gene Ontology annotation, biological process: regulation of transcription by RNA polymerase II.